Messenger RNA from Closterium sp. NIES-67, 2462 nucleotides. The record is from the annotation of a GenBank genome assembly. NCBI's taxonomy places the organism in Eukaryota, Viridiplantae, Streptophyta, Zygnematophyceae, Desmidiales, Closteriaceae.
GGUGGAUGGAACGCCACUGGCUAUACGGGAUCGCUCCUCCGGAUUUAGCGGACCUGAUUCAAAAAUACCCCAAGAUUUUCCUAGACGACCUGCCCGCUGGACUCCCGUCGAGCCGACCAGACCACCAUCGCUUCGAGUUGGAACCCGGCGCCCAACCGACAAUACAUCGACAAUUUCGGCUCAGCCAACCGGAACUGGAAGAAUUGCAGCAGCAUCUGUAUUACCUCUUAACGAAAGGAUUCAUCUCGCCCAGCACGUCCCCGUACGCCGCCCCGAUACUGUUCACACCGAAAAAGGAUGGAGGAUUCCGCAUGUGCAUCGACUACCGCGCGCUCAACAGGAUCACCAUCAAGUCGCGUUACCCGAUCCCGCGAGCCGACGAACUACUCAACCAACUUCGCGGAGCCAAGUUCUUCUCGAAAAUCGACUUACGAGGAGGUUACCAUCAAAUUCGCGUCGCCACCGAAGAUUGUCACAAAACCGCAUUUCGCACCCGCUACGGCAGCUACAAAUACUUGGUGAUGCCUUUUGGCCUCACGAAUGCGCCCUCGACUUUCCAGAUGACCAUGAAUGGCAUUUUGAGGGAACUCCUGGAUAAAUGCGUUAUUAUCUACCUCUACGACAUCCUAAUCUACAACCGCAGCAGGGAGCAUCAGUUAAAGGAUCUUGAUGCAGUCUUCACGCUGCUGCACAAGAGUCGCCUCAUCACAAAAGAGUCUAAGUGCGAUUUUCUUAAGCAGGAGUUGGAGUUUUUAGGUCACGUCGUUUCUACCGAAGGAGUGAAAAUCGACCCCAAGAAAAUCAAGACCAUACAGGGGUGGAAGCCGCCAAGCAACAUCAAAGAGCUGCAGAGUUUUUUGGGUUUCGUCAACUACGUCCGCCGAUUUAUCCCAAAUAUGGCUGGGUUAUCUGCCCCGUUAACCGACCUCCUCAAGGAUCACGAUUAUUUUUGCUGGGGAGAAAAACAGCAAGCUGCAUUCGACCAACUGAAAAUGGCCCUCACGUCGCCGCCCGUCCUUCGCAUCUCCGAUCCCGACCGUCCAUACGAAGUCAUCACAGACGCCAGCGACGUCGCCAUCGGUGCAGUUCUCCUACAGGAUUUCGACGACGGAUUACAGCCGGUCGCCUACGAAUCACGAAAGCUUCAGGGUGCGGAAAAAAACUACAUGGUACACGACAAGGAAAUGCUGGCGAUCGUCCACGCGUUCAAGAUCUGGCGUUGCUACCUGACUGGCGCUGACGUCACUGUGCGGACCGACCACAAAUCCCUCCAGUACCUGCGAGCCCAACCGAAUCUCAACCCGCGACAAAUCCGUUGGCUCGAUUUCUUCGAGUCGAAUUUCCACUACACCAUCACCUACAAACGAGGCGCCAACAAUAUUGCCGAUGCCCUGACUCGACCCACUGCCCAUACCGACGCCAUACUACAGCAUACCACUGCCACCGGACAGUAUUUUAAUAAGCGCGAUACUUCUCGCAUCUGGGUACCAGGCUACGAUUUAACUCGUACCCUCUUAAUACAGGAAUCCCACAACAACCCGACCUCCGGGCAUUUCGGAGUCGACAAAACUCUGAAGACAUUGCAACGCUACUAUUAUUGGCCGAACAUGGCAGAUGACGUGCGCAAGUACGUGUCCUCCUGCACCGCCUGCCAGAUCAUGAAUUCCUCCCACCAACGAGCAGCCGGACUACUACAGCCGUUGGAUCCGCCCGAGCGACCUUGGCAAUACAUCACGAUGGACUACGUGACAGGACUGCCGGCCGGUCCCAGCGGAAACGACGCCAUCCUCGUGAUCGUUGACCGACUCACAAAAAUGGCGCACUUCAUCGCCUGCCAACAGACAAUUACGGCUGAGCAGACUGCCCAAAUGUUCAUCGCCAACGUCAUUCGCCUGCACGGACUGCCCACCGCAAUUAUUUUAGACCGAGGCCCGAAAUUCACAUCGAAUUUCUGGCGCCACCUGUGGGACCAGUUCGGCACCAAACUACAGUUUUCAUCCACCUACCACCCACAGACUGACGGGCAGAUCGAACGCGUCAACCAAACUAUGGAGCAACUCAUUUGGACUACCUGUAUUGACCCACAGACAUGGGAGAAAUCCCUUCCGCUGCUGGAAUUCGCGUAUAACAACGCGCCCUCCGCCACAACCCAUCAGUCCCCAUUUUUCCUCAACUAUGGACAGGACCCCGUGGUACCCGCCACCCUGAACAUCGAGAUACCCAUGCCCCAGUCCCAGAAAUUUGCUGAAGACAUCCUCGCCGCCCGAGAAAAAGCAGCCGAGGCAAUCCGGAAAGCCAACCUGAUCGCAAGCCGCCAAGCCGAUCGUCACCGACGUGACGUCACUUAUAAAGUGGGAGAUCUCGUCCUACUCGAGACUCGCAAUUUGCGGUUGCCGCUCCCGAGCAAGCUCCGACCCAGAUUCUGUGGGCUAUUUCAAUGACCUUGUAUUCUCACGAUAUAA